This is a messenger RNA of Plenodomus lingam JN3, 624 nucleotides long. Lineage: Eukaryota; Fungi; Ascomycota; Dothideomycetes; Pleosporales; Leptosphaeriaceae. The record is from RefSeq and is a predicted model, not a curated record.
AUGGCCUGUUUUGUCAGGAAACGCGAAGACGAAGGCGGAAACGUCUUCCGGGCAGGUCAUGAUUACACAAGUUGGACAUUGGCCAAGUUGGUCUAUAUCAUCUUUCCACAGCCUCUCAUCAUUGGCUGUACCAAAUUCCCCAACCUACAUACUAUGCCAACUCCUUGCUUUUCACGUCAAGCUGAAUGGGUAGCGAAUCGCGGAUACGCGGACAGCACCCGCUCGCGAACGCCACAAGCCAGUCUUGCGAGAGAGCUUAGAGUGCCGGUACUAGUCUGGCACACAUGCAAUGUAAGCCAUCUUUCUGCAGGAAAGUCAAGCGAGAGUCAGCUGGGCAACGCCAUGCCGGCAAAUCUUUGUCUUUUCUUGCAAAUCUCUUUUGCCGUAGGCCUGCCUUUGGCGACUUUUGGCAAUGCGCGCAGAUCCUUGACGGCGUGCGUGUCUGCAACCCCAAACCGAUCUGAGAGGACUGUUGUAUGGCUUAAUCUGCAUGCGAAUGCACCUUGCGAUCGCUGCUGCACGUUGCGAGGAAGAGGCCAAGCCAGCAUACCGCCAUGGAUUUGCCGGACCCCGCUUGCCCUUGCAUCAGCUGUCUUACUUGGUGCCUGGACAGACACAUUUUAG